Molecule: messenger RNA, 834 nt
Organism: Echinostoma caproni
Lineage: Eukaryota; Metazoa; Platyhelminthes; Trematoda; Plagiorchiida; Echinostomatidae
Source: the annotation of a GenBank genome assembly
CUCGUCGAAGCUAACAAGAAAGAUGCUGAACCACAUUUCAUCCGUUGUUUAUUUUCGGCCGUUGAUUUUUCACCGUAUGAACCAAAGACUGGUCAGAAGGAUAUCCACCAGGGCUUUGGUCCAUCCCGCCAACUUCUGCCACAGAUCGCUCGUCUGCUGAAACUCAAUCGAGUGCAAGAGGUGGUAUUGGGUUUGGCGCUUACCCAGUCCAGUAAUGCUCAGUUAGUCUACUACGCACAACAAUGGAUACGUCAGAAACUACCGGAGUUGGUUCGAACGCAUCUGGCUGAAAUAGAAUCUUCUGAAUCGAUUGGUUCGACUGGGCAUGACGAUACCGCCACGGAUGCUCAUAAACCAACAUCGCUGGUUGUUUCUGGGGCUCGUUCGACAACUAGCUCUAAGGGUGUAUUGCAUGACGUCGGUAUCGAAAUCCUACACUAUCUAGUCACUCAUAUGCUGGAUGACUCGGAACAUUUUGGUGUCUCAGACCAGUCGUUACGAAGUUUACUCAGUGGUCUUCGGCGAGAAUUUCCGCGUUCGCUAAUGCCUAUCAGCCUGUCAGCCCUGUUUCAUCCCGACAUAGUCGAGCUGAGUCCGACUCGUGCCUUAUGUCCUGGGACGAGCUUGACCGUAUUAGUCUCUGCGGCCACCUCCAGACAAAUCACACUUCCCAGUUGUGAUGGUGGUCAUUUGGCUCGUGAAUCCGCCAGUUUAGAUACACCUGCGGACCCAGCGGGAUACCUCCAAACGGGCUUGGGUGAUAGCGCUAUACCCGAUCCCGGCAUUGUGGCUGAUCUGUUGGAAGAGCUUGGUCCAGCCUGUACACAAACGUAA